This is a messenger RNA of Boleophthalmus pectinirostris (great blue-spotted mudskipper), 785 nucleotides long. It is a transcript of the gene cabp1b, whose product is annotated as calcium binding protein 1b. NCBI's taxonomy places the organism in Eukaryota, Metazoa, Chordata, Actinopteri, Gobiiformes, Gobiidae. The transcript is spliced from 7 exons. Gene Ontology annotation, molecular function: calcium ion binding. The record is from RefSeq and is a predicted model, not a curated record. The coding region runs from base 16 to 537 and encodes 173 amino acids.
CAGAACGGAGCUACCAUGCACAACGUUUUGGGGCCCGCGUGCAUCUUUCUGCGCAAAGGCUUCGCUGAGAGCCGGCAGGACCGAGAGUUAAGACCAGAGGAAAUGGAUGAGUUGCGUGAGGCAUUUCGAGAGUUUGACAAAGACAAAGAUGGAUUCAUUGGGUGCAAAGACCUCGGGAACUGUAUGAGGACUAUGGGCUACAUGCCAACAGAGAUGGAGCUGAUUGAACUGAGUCAGCAGAUCAACAUGAACUUGGGAGGGCAUGUGGACUUUGAAGACUUUGUUGAACUCAUGGGACCCAAACUUUUGGCUGAAACAGCAGAUAUGAUUGGUGUAAAGGAGUUAAGAGAUGCAUUCAAAGAGUUUGACACAAAUGGGGAUGGAAUGAUCAGCACAGCAGAACUGCGUGAGGCUAUGAAAAAGCUUUUGGGACAACAGGUUGGUCACAGAGAUCUAGAGGACAUCCUCCGAGACAUUGACCUAAAUGGAGAUGGCCAUGUAGAUUUUGAAGAAUUUGUGCGGAUGAUGUCACGAUGAGCAGAACAGAAAGACUUGACAAGUUCUUAAUGCUUUAUUUAACCUCAGCAAAAGGGAAGAAGAACAGAUGACUGAACUUCUGUUAUUAAACAUAUCAGCCCUGUCUGGAGUCUGCCACGUGAGGCCAGGGGCACACUGUUGACCUGAUGUUGCUGCUGUUUUGUAGACCUUAAACUGGAUUUGGGCUUCACAGAUUAUAUUUAUAUACAGUAUAUUGAAGUGUUAUUUGCAAUACUGGGUAUAUGAAA